AUGGCGAUGGAUAAUAUUACUGAAAAUAUUAUUGAUAAAGUCGAAUUGGCUGCAGAUGUUGGUGUUAAAGUUGCUAAUAUAGUUGGAAAUGCAUUUGAAACAACUAUUGCUGAUACAGAUCCUUCAGCAGGUGCAGAAGAAAAUACAUGGAUGAAUUAUUUUACAUCAUUUGGUAUUCAUGUUGCUAUGGUUAUUAUUGUUAUUCUUCUCAAAUGGCAAUAUAAUCGUAAUCGAUAUCGUUAUCCAAAAGGACCACGUAAUUGGCGAAAUAUAAAAGAUGCUAUAUCAUUUCAUAGAAAAAAACGUGAAAAUUUACUUGCUUUAGCAAUUGAUUAUCCUGAUCCAUGUACAAUUAUAACACAUGCUGGUCGAUUAGUUUUACUCAAUGACUCAACACUUAUUAAUGAAAUUUUUAUUGGAUGUGCUGACUUAGUUAAUCAUAAAGUUGAUGAAUAUUUAGAAAAUCAAUUACGUUAUAAAGAAGGAAAGCAUAUUCGUACAGGUAUUGUCUUUCGUCAUCAAGAUCAUAAUGCUCGAAUAAUUCAUAAAGCUCUUGUAAAACACCUUGAUGAUAAUCUUAUUGGUAAACAUCUUGAUUCACUAGUACAAGAACAAUUAAAACAAAUUCGUCUUGCAGAAAAAUUUGAUGUUCGCCUUUUAACGUCACUGACAUGUUCAUCAGCUAUGUCAUCAAUUGAUGAUAAAGCAUUUGAAUUAUUUGAACAAAAUUUAUAUAAAGUUUCAAAAGUUAUUCAUGAAGAUACAAUUGAAAAAUCUGCUAAAGUUGCAUUAACACAGUUAACUGGUUUAUCUGAAACAUUAGAUAUAAAUCGUAUUGAAGAUACAAAUAAUGAACAAACAGUAACAUCAACAACAAAAACAUGA
Rotaria sordida is the source of this 885-nucleotide messenger RNA. NCBI's taxonomy places the organism in Eukaryota, Metazoa, Rotifera, Eurotatoria, Philodinida, Philodinidae. The record is from the annotation of a GenBank genome assembly.